Messenger RNA from Toxotes jaculatrix (banded archerfish), 1227 nucleotides. It is a transcript of the gene pax2b, whose product is annotated as paired box 2b. NCBI's taxonomy places the organism in Eukaryota, Metazoa, Chordata, Actinopteri, Toxotidae. Bases 1 to 1227 code for a protein of 408 amino acids. Gene Ontology annotation, biological process: regulation of transcription by RNA polymerase II; anatomical structure development. The transcript is spliced from 11 exons. Gene Ontology annotation, molecular function: DNA-binding transcription factor activity, RNA polymerase II-specific; RNA polymerase II cis-regulatory region sequence-specific DNA binding. The record is from RefSeq and is a predicted model, not a curated record.
AUGGAUAUUCACUGCAAAGCAGACCCCUUUACAGCGAUGCACCUAUCCCACGUAGGGCACGGAGGUGUGAACCAGCUCGGCGGGGUGUUUGUCAACGGCAGACCCCUCCCGGACGUGGUAAGGCAGCGGAUAGUGGAGCUGGCCCACCAGGGAGUCCGGCCCUGCGACAUCUCCAGGCAGCUGCGGGUCAGCCACGGCUGCGUCAGCAAGAUCCUGGGCAGAUACUACGAGACUGGCAGCAUCAAACCAGGGGUGAUUGGUGGGUCUAAACCUAAAGUGGCCACACCAAAGGUCGUGGAAAAAAUCGCAGAUUACAAGAGACAAAAUCCAACUAUGUUUGCCUGGGAGAUCAGAGACAGGCUGCUGGCAGAGGGCAUCUGCGACAACGACACUGUUCCCAGCGUCUCAUCCAUUAACAGGAUCAUCCGAACAAAAGUCCAGCAGCCUUUCCAUCCAUCGCCUGAUGGGUCAUCCCUGCCAACACCAGGCCAUACCAUAGUACCAAGCACAGCCUCUCCGCCUGUAACCAGCGCCUCCAAUGACCCUGCAGGAUCCUACUCCAUCAACGGGAUUCUGGGUAUUCCACGAUCUAAUGGUGAAAAGAGGAAAAGAGAUGAAGAUGGUUCAGAUGGUUCUGGCCCAAACAGUGAUUCUCAGGGUAGUGUGGAGAGUUUACGGAAACACCUGAGGGCAGAUGCCUUCACCCAGCAGCAGCUGGAAGCAUUGGACCGGGUCUUUGAACGCCCCUCAUACCCUGACGUCUUCCCUACAUCGGAGCAUAUCAAACCUGAACAGGCUAAUGAGUACUCGCUCCCUGCCCUGAAUUCCAGCCUGGACGAAGUCAAGCCCAGUUUAUCCUCUAGCGCCAACCCAGACCUGGGCCCCAGCGUGUCGCAAAGCUACCCCGUAGUAACAGGUCGGGAUAUGGCCAACACAACCUUACCUGGGUAUCCCCCUCACGUUCCCCCCACAGGGCAGGGCAGCUACCCAACCUCCACGCUUGCUGGAAUGGUUCCUGGGAGUGAGUUUUCGGGGAACCCCUACAGUCAUCCACAGUACACAACCUACAAUGAAGCCUGGCGAUUCAGCAACCCAGCAUUACUAAUGCCGCAUCGAGAGGCUCCGCCCCUCCCACUGCUGCCACUGCCUAUGACCGUCACUAGUUACCAUGGAAACCAAAUCAACCUGCAGGACCAUGGCCUCAGCCUCCAUAUUGCCCCCGUGUGA